CUUCCGGCGCCGCUGCGGGCCAGGUUAAAGAUGGCGGCGGUGGCAGGGUCCGGCAUUUCUAGGCUGCUGGGUCGGUCCUGGCCACGGCUGGGCCGGCCUAUGUCGAGCGGCGCCCACGGCGAAGAGGGCUCAGCUCGCAUGUGGAAGGCUCUCACCUACUUCGUCGCGCUCCCUGGGGUGGCAGUGAGCAUGCUGAAUGUCUUCCUGAAGUCGAAACAUGGAGAGCAUGAGAGACCCGAGUUCGUCGCCUACCCCCAUCUCCGCAUCAGGUCUAAGCCUUUUCCCUGGGGAGAUGGUAACCAUACUCUAUUCCACAAUGCUCAUAUGAAUCCACUGCCCACCGGCUAUGAAGAGGAUUAAAGAGAACCUGGACCAUUACCUAGCACUUGGGACCACAACACUGGCUUGGAACAUAACUCUGCACAUGGACCAGAAAAAUGUACGGGACCUUAAGCUCACUUCUUGUAUCAAAUGCUGACCAUUAUACUUAUCUCCCAUCUCUGCUUAAUGGCAGGUGAUGGCUUAAAUAAAUAACUU
Messenger RNA from Talpa occidentalis (Iberian mole), 537 nucleotides. RefSeq names its product cytochrome c oxidase subunit 6A1, mitochondrial. Gene Ontology annotation, biological process: mitochondrial electron transport, cytochrome c to oxygen. Gene Ontology annotation, molecular function: enzyme regulator activity. NCBI's taxonomy places the organism in Eukaryota, Metazoa, Chordata, Mammalia, Eulipotyphla, Talpidae. Gene Ontology annotation, cellular component: mitochondrial inner membrane. The transcript is spliced from 3 exons. The record is from RefSeq and is a predicted model, not a curated record. Bases 31 to 360 code for a protein of 109 amino acids.